UUCAUCUGCCAGGGCCAAAGAUGAAUUGCAGAAGGCUGGUUUUGGGACAAAUGACUAAAGAGAAAACAGAAAGUCUCUGGCAUCUGAAUUCCACAUCUUCAGAACACUUGGGGAACAGAAACACUGUGACUGAGUUUGUCCUCCUGGGACUCACCCAGAACCCUGAGUGGCAAAAAGUCCUCUUUGUCACAUUUUUGCUCAUCUACAUUGUGACAGUGGUGGGCAACAUGCUUAUCGUGGUGACCAUCAUGGGCAGCCCGUCACUGGGAACCCCCAUGUACUUUUUUCUGGCUUAUUUGUCCUUUAUAGAUACUGUCUACUCUACUGCCUUUGCUCCCAAAAUGAUCACAGACUUGCUCUAUGAGAAAAAGACCAUUUCCUUCAAGGCUUGUAUGAGUCAGGUCUUUAUAGAUCACUUAUUUGCUGGUGCUGAAGUCAUCCUUCUGGUGGUGAUGGCCUAUGACCGAUACGUAGCCAUCUGUAAACCUCUUCAUUACUUGGUCAUCAUGAAUCGGCGGGUCUGUGUUCUCAUGCUGCUGGUGGCCUGGACUGGAGGCUUCCUGCACUCACUGUUCCAGUUUGUCUUCAUCUAUCAGCUCCCUUACUGUGGCCCCAAUGUCAUCGACAGCUUUGUGUGUGAUGUGUACCCCUUAUUGAAACUUGCUUGCACUAAUACCUACCUAGUUGGGAUCUCACUGAUUGCUAAUGGAGGAGUAAUUUGCACUGUCAUCUUUUUCAUUCUCCUGGUCUCCUAUGGAGUCAUAUUACGUUCUCUGAAGCCUCAUGGAUUGGAAGGGAAACGCAAAGCCCUCUACACUUGUGUUUCCCAUAUCACUGUGGUUUUUUUAUUCUUUGUGCCCUGUAUCUUCCUGUAUGCAAGGCCCAAUACCACCUUUCCUGUUGAUAAAUUUAUUACUGUGUUUUUCACUUUCAUGACUCCCAUGUUGAACCCCUUAAUCUAUACUUUGAGAAAUGCAGAAAUGAAAAAUGCCAUGAGGAAACUCUGGAGUAAAAUGUGA
Molecule: messenger RNA, 1019 nt
Organism: Condylura cristata (star-nosed mole)
Lineage: Eukaryota; Metazoa; Chordata; Mammalia; Eulipotyphla; Talpidae
Product: olfactory receptor 4A15-like
Exons: 2
Coding region: 21-1019 (332 amino acids)
Biological process (GO): G protein-coupled receptor signaling pathway
Cellular component (GO): membrane
Molecular function (GO): G protein-coupled receptor activity; olfactory receptor activity
Source: RefSeq, a predicted model, not a curated record